Molecule: messenger RNA, 1716 nt
Organism: Chinchilla lanigera (long-tailed chinchilla)
Lineage: Eukaryota; Metazoa; Chordata; Mammalia; Rodentia; Chinchillidae
Gene: Gmppa
Product: GDP-mannose pyrophosphorylase A
Exons: 14
Coding region: 253-1530 (425 amino acids)
Biological process (GO): biosynthetic process
Cellular component (GO): cytoplasm
Molecular function (GO): transferase activity
Source: RefSeq, a predicted model, not a curated record
GGAACGUUGUUGGGGAGACGGGAGGGGCAGGGGUAGGGGCAAGGGAUGGGCAUGGGCUCUGAACAGAGAGCGGACUCUCUGCGUGGGUUUGGGCCUGUGUUGGUCCUGUAAGCCCUGCGUUCGAGAAGCUAGGGAUUAUUGGGCUGUCAGUUGUGGGGUUCAGAGGGUCAGCAGUGACCCCUCCGAACCCAGAGAUUCAGCAGCAGUCGGCAGUAUUGAGAUAACGCGUUAGUUUAGGUAGCAAUCAUCAUCAUGCUCAAAGCUGUGAUCCUGAUUGGAGGCCCUCAAAAGGGAACUCGCUUCAGGCCUUUGUCUUUUGAGGUCCCCAAACCGUUGUUUCCUGUAGCUGGGGUGCCUAUGAUCCAGCACCAUAUUGAGGCCUGUGCCCAGGUCCCUGGGAUGCAGGAGAUUCUGCUCAUUGGCUUCUACCAACCUGAUGAGGCCCUCAUGCAGUUCUUAGAAGCCGCACAGCAGGAAUUCAACCUUCCAGUCAGGUACUUGCAGGAAUUUGCCCCCCUGGGCACAGGUGGUGGUCUCUACCAUUUUCGGGACCAGAUCCUGGCUGGGGGCCCUGAGGCGUUCUUCGUGCUCAAUGCAGAUGUCUGCUCUGACUUCCCCUUGAGUGCUAUGCUGGAUGCCCACAGACGCCAGCGACACCCUUUCUUACUCCUUGGCACCACGGCAAACAGAACACAAUCCCUCAACUAUGGCUGCAUCGUUGAGAAUCCACAGACGCAUGAGGUCUUGCACUAUGUGGAGAAACCCAGCACGUUCAUCAGUGACAUCAUCAACUGUGGCAUCUAUCUUUUUUCUCCAGAAGCCCUGACACCUCUGCGGGAUGUCUUCCAGCGUAAUCAGCAGGAAAGGCAACUCUGCCUUGCUCUGGGGGAGGACUCUCCAAGCUCGUGGCCAGGGGCAGGGACCAUCCGCCUGGAGCAAGAUGUGUUCUCAGUGCUGGCUGGGAAGGGCCAAAUUUAUGUGCACAUCACAGAGGGUAUCUGGAGCCAGAUCAAGUCCGCAGGCUCAGCUCUCUAUGCCUCCCGCCUCUAUCUGGGCCGAUACCAGGUCACUCACCCAGAACGGCUGGCCAAGCACACACCAGGGGGUCCACGGAUUCGAGGAAACGUUUACAUCCACCCCACAGCUAAAGUGGCCCCAUCAGCCGUGCUAGGCCCUAAUGUCUCCAUCGGAAAGGGAGUGACCGUGGGCGAGGGCGUGCGGCUCCGAGAGAGCAUUGUCCUCCAUGGAGCCACGUUGCAGGAGCACACAUGUGUUCUGCACAGUAUUGUGGGCUGGGGGAGUACUGUGGGGCGCUGGGCCCGCGUGGAGGGGACUCCCAACGACCCCAACCCCAACGACCCCCGAGCCCGCAUGGACAGUGAGAGCCUCUUCAAGGAUGGGAAGCUGCUGCCAGCCAUCACUAUCCUGGGCUGCCGCGUCCGGAUCCCUGCUGAGGUUCUCAUCCUGAACUCGAUUGUUCUGCCACACAAGGAGCUGAGCCGCAGCUUCACCAACCAGAUCAUCCUCUGAGGGGGGCUGUCAGGAGGCCCCCCAACUCCUGACUACUCCCCUUGAGGCUGCUGCCUGCUUGGCCAGCCUUGGAAAGGACCCAGGGAAACCAGGCAGGAUCUUCACGGGCUGGGAGCAAUGUGGGUGGCCCAGGACUCCUGGCCUCCCUCCCCACUCCCGAAUAAACCCAGUGAACCUUGGAGCCAG